Antechinus flavipes (yellow-footed antechinus) is the source of this 876-nucleotide messenger RNA. RefSeq names its product retinol binding protein 7 (gene RBP7). Bases 277 to 681 code for a protein of 134 amino acids. The transcript has 4 exons. NCBI's taxonomy places the organism in Eukaryota, Metazoa, Chordata, Mammalia, Dasyuromorphia, Dasyuridae. Gene Ontology annotation, biological process: fatty acid transport. Gene Ontology annotation, molecular function: fatty acid binding. The record is from RefSeq and is a predicted model, not a curated record. Gene Ontology annotation, cellular component: cytosol; nucleus.
UUCUGGAGGAGGCCGGGGAGAAGGGGUCCCAGCCCCCAGGGCGCUCUUCUGAGUGAACACUCACAGCCACGUCGAACUUUCCUCCCCUUUGCUGUCCCCCCGUUCCAACCUCCCUCCACCGCGCCCACCUGCUCCCAGGGGCUUCCAGUCACCCUUCCUCCCUCUCCGGAACGCCCCCGCCGCCACACCCCCAGAUAGGGCCGGAGCACUGGCAGCCCCCCCACUGCCGCCGGAGACACUCACUCCGCUGAUAGGCGCGCGCUCGGCUCCCCAGCCAUGCCCGUGGACCUCAGCGGCACCUGGAACAUGGUCAGCAACGAGAACUUCGAGGGCUACAUGCUGGCUCUAGGCAUUGACUUUGCCACACGGAAGAUAGCAAAGAUGGUUAAGCCACAGAAAGUGAUCAAACAAAAUGGCGACAGCUUCACUAUCCAGACGCUCAGCACCUUCCGGAACUACCUUGUCCAGUUUAAAAUUGGAGAAGAAUUUGAUGAGGAUACCAAAGGUCUAGAUAACCGAAAAUGCAAGAGCUUGGUCACAUGGGACAAUGAUAGACUCACCUGUGUCCAGAAGGGAGAAAAGGCAAACAGAGGUUGGACCCACUGGAUUGAAGGGGACGAAUUAUAUCUGGAAAUGUUUUGUGAAGGCCAAGUAUGCAAACAGAGGUUCCAGAGAGCCUGAGGGAGAAAGCUGAUGCUGAGUGUGCACAUGCAUCCUGAGGAGACCUGUAACUUUUAUUGAGCUGAUGCGAAACAACCUUGCAAGGGCUCAUGGGGCAGAAGACUAAGCCCCUCACCUCUCUUUUUAUUGAUCUUGCCAAGGUGUAUUGUCUCAAUCUCAGUCUGGCCUGUUACAAUAAAAAUUUUUCCUAAACAA